GAGAGAGGGUAGGCUGAUGGUAAGACAGGACAUUUGGACUCAGGAUUCUGAGCUGGGAGCGAUGCUCAGUGAGCCGAGACUUGAGUUCGAGAUAAAUUGGGAAGGAUGAAAAGGAGAUCUGUCAUUCCGUCGAGGGAUGGGCAGGAGAGUGAGCGGCCGACGCCUGAGUCUUGCUUCUCAGGAGCUGUGAGACCUAGGCUUGAGCUUGAAGAGCUUUGGAGCUGGGAGAUGCGAAGUGCCUACUUUGGGAUUGCCUGGCGCGUAGGGCCGUGAAAGCUGGGACCCAGUGUCGGUGAGGGUCUGUGACUCGGCUUUCCCGAGUGGGCGGAGACAGAGCUCUCUCUGUGCUCAUGCCCCACCCCUUUCCGGAUAGACCUUCCUGGAUUGGCUGUCCUUUCAACGUCAUGCGGGCCCGCCCCGGAGCGCGCCCGGCCCCGGGCAGCUUCAGCAGCCUACGCUACUCAGCUAUAUCCUGCAGCGAGUGAGCUGAGCGGAGCCCGAGCCCGAUCCAGAUCGUCGUCGAGGUCGACGUGGGGCUCCUGGGUCGCGGCGGCGGGCAGGCGAUGCUCCAGAGGCCUGAGCAACCAUGGAGGCCGAGACGGGUGGCCUGGAGGAGCUGACCGAUGAGGAGAUGGCGGCGCUGGGCAAGGAGGAGUUGGUGCGGCGCCUGCGGCGGGAAGAGGCGGCGCGCUUGGCGGCUCUGGUGCAGCGCGGUCGCCUUAUGCAGGAGGUGAAUCGACAGCUGCAGAGUCACCUAGGCGAGAUCCGCGAGCUCAAGCAGCUCAACCGGCGCCUACAGGCUGAAAACCGUGAGCUGCGCGACCUCUGCUGCUUCCUGGACUCAGAGCGUCAGCGCGGGCGGCGCGCAGCUCGCCAGUGGCAGCUCUUCGGGACACAAGCAUCCCGAGCCGUGCGCGAAGACCUGGGCGGUUGUUGGCAGAAGCUGGCCGAGCUGGAGGGCCGCCAGGAGGAGCUGCUGCGGGAGAAUCUGGCGCUAAAGGAGCUCUGCCUGGCUCUGGGCGAGGAGUGGGGCCCCCGAGGCGGUCCUGGAGGCGCGGGGGGCUCAGGCGCUGGGCCGACACCCGAGCUCACCUUACCCCCCUGCGGGCCCCGCGACCUGGGAGAUGGAAGCUCCAGCACGGGCAGCGUGGGCAGCCCUGAUCAAUUGCCCCUGGCUUGCUCGCCAGAUGAUUGAAGGUGCAGCUUCCUUCGCGCCGACGCCCGGCCUAAUUGCUCCCCAAGCUCCGGAUUGCGGUCGACCUCGGGACCUGGAUGCCGCCCUGGCCUGCAUGAGUGGCCGCUGGCAUGGAUUUAGAAACCCCGGCACUGAGAAGGGGCCCUCACCCUCGCUGGCGGGGCAAUGGGGGUACUGGAGGCUGGAGCGGAGGGACUUGCUGGGGGUUGGGUGGGGGAUAAUAAACUGCGAUGGAAGCAGAGCCCGUGGCCUGGGCAGCGUCUGUUGGGGACUCGCCGGGGUUGCGACGAGGGUGGGGACGUUGAGAACAGGGUACCAUUCCCAACUAGAGGAACUGAAGAACUAAGGUGACUGACACCCCUCCCCCACCAUUGCCUUAUUCCUGUGGCGGGAUGUGCGACCGUAAGCCACUGUUUUCCCCCGUCAGGCCCGGGGAUCGGCCGUAAUUCGGCCCCUGAAGUGGCUCCAGCUCCCUUCCCAGCUCCUUCCUGUCCUAGACAAUGGGGCAGGAAGCAGGUGUUGGGGGCGCAGAACCCACUGAGCCGCCUCCCCUGAGGCUGGACGGGGCAUAACAGCGCCCUCCUGUGGAACACGGCGGAGCACUUGGCCCCAGCAGGAAGAGGAUGAUCCUCUUGGCUCGCACCCAGCAGCUCUCUAUUAUUCCUUCUCUCAGUCCUGGAGAUGGGGCAGAGCAGAUGUAGCCGCAUUUAUCAGAUAAGACAAUGAGGUCCAGUAAUACCAAAUAAUUGUUUUCAAGGUCAUGCAGUGCGUCCAUGGAGCUGAGACGAGCCUAGGGCUUCCUACUCCAAAUGUUCUCUCUUUAGCUUCUGGGUCCAGUGAGACCAAGCCAGAGCUUCAAGCCUUUUAUUCCAUUUUGUCAGGUUUGUAUAAAAAUAUUCUCUUUAGGAAAAUAAAUAGCAGCUGUCUUCA
Messenger RNA from Manis javanica (Malayan pangolin), 2125 nucleotides. It is a transcript of the gene CCDC85B, whose product is annotated as coiled-coil domain containing 85B. NCBI's taxonomy places the organism in Eukaryota, Metazoa, Chordata, Mammalia, Pholidota, Manidae. Gene Ontology annotation, cellular component: nucleus. The record is from RefSeq and is a predicted model, not a curated record. Gene Ontology annotation, biological process: negative regulation of DNA-templated transcription.